GCGAGGAAAAACGUGCGAUGACAGGAAGUACCAGCGCAAUAAAUCGGAGCCACGAUUGCAAGUGCAUCUCAGUGCUCAUCUUAUACCUCGCAUACCGAACAUCUUAUUCUACGCCGCAUUGAAAUGACGCCAUGCAUUAUCGAAUUGAGGAUACUGUGGUUAUUGUUGACCCUGACGGUUCUUCUCGAUGGUUGGCCGGCGACGAGGAAGGUCAGCAGGGCUCCGGUCGGUUUCCGGUAUUCCAAGGAUCUGACUGCGGCGGCUACAGGUCACGGUGGCGGCAACAGGCAUCACGAGGAGGGUGCCGGCUCGAAGCACGACGAGGACCACCACGACGCGCACGGCCACAAGGGUGAUAAGGGCUACAAGACUUUCCACGAAUUCGAGAAAAGCGACAAGGGACACCACGAUAAGGAGAAGCACAAGCAGGAGUACGACGAGGAAGAUGGCGAGGAAAAGAAGAACCACGAAGAAGCUGGCCAUUACGGCGAGGAGCACCAUGGCGAGGAGGGUGAGAAGAACGCGAAAUUUGGUGAAGAGGGCAAGCAUCAAAAGGGGUACAGCACGAAAGGAGAACACAGCGUCUUCAAGAAGGAUGAAUACGAGAAAAAGCACGAUUUUUAUGACGAAUACCACGAGGACGGAGGAAGCGAGAAGCACGGUGGCUGGCACGAAGAACACGAGGGCAAGAAGGGCGGCCACGAAAAGAAAGGAUCUCUGCACGCGGGACACCACGAGGGCCAUCACGGGGCAGAAAAGAAGCACGAGGGAGGUCAUCAUCAUCAUGAGAAGAAAGGUCACAAAUCGGCAGAGGGGCACGACAGCCAUCACGACCACGAUGAGAAACACGGCCACAAAGAAGGGCAUACGUCAGGGCAUAAAUGGUCAAAAUCAAAUCAUCGUUGACGAGACGCGACAACAUUUACUUUUACAUAAUCGAAUGUAUUUUACCUACGUCCGUCCCGUUGAGAAUUUUGCGAAUAGAUCGAAACUGCAUAGCUGGA
Molecule: messenger RNA, 1004 nt
Organism: Vollenhovia emeryi
Lineage: Eukaryota; Metazoa; Arthropoda; Insecta; Hymenoptera; Formicidae
Product: histidine-rich glycoprotein-like
Exons: 5
Coding region: 124-906 (260 amino acids)
Source: RefSeq, a predicted model, not a curated record